Messenger RNA from Fusarium redolens, 2025 nucleotides. Its product is annotated as heterokaryon incompatibility protein-domain-containing protein. The annotation marks the transcript as partial. The transcript has 2 exons. Lineage: Eukaryota; Fungi; Ascomycota; Sordariomycetes; Hypocreales; Nectriaceae. Gene Ontology annotation, molecular function: protein binding. The record is from RefSeq and is a predicted model, not a curated record.
CUGUCCCACGUAAAACGUCAACAAUCAUACCUUCGGAAAUCUCAACACCCGCAGUUGGAGCUUCGGUAUGCCAUGUCUCUUCCACCGCCCCUGUACAGUUACUCUUCUUUUCCGGAGGGCAGCAUUCGCUUGCUUCGGCUGUUGCCGCAUCAGGACGAGCAUGCCCUGAUACAAUGCCGGCUCAUUGACUGCGCCCUAUCGGACUCAGGAAGCACCCGUCCGUACUCGGCUCUAUCCUACGUAUGGGGCUCUGAGAGCAAACCUCAAUCUAUUUCUAUAGACGGCUGCGACUUGCCCAUCGGGGAAAACCUUCACAUGACGCUAUUACAUCUUCGAGAUCGCUCCAUUGAACGAACUAUAUGGGUAGAUGCUAUUUGCAUCAACCAACAAGACCCGAAGGAAAAGGGACAGCAGGUUCAGUCUAUGGCUAAGAUCUAUGCUAAAGCAAGUUGUGUAAUUGUUUGGCUUGGAGGAGCAACACCCAACAGUGGCCAAGCGCUUGAAGAAAUUCGCAUCGCAGCAGAGCAGCGCACGAAGCGCUCAAUCAACGAAAACGCAAUCUUUGGACUGCUCGAGAGACCGUGGUUUCAACGCAUCUGGGUCAGAAAACAGGCAUUACUGACAAAGUCGAUCCAGGUACUUCAGGAAGUUGCCGCAGCCCGACAUGUACUGAUAAAAUGUGGUCCUACCGAAAUUGAUGGAUAUGCAUUCUGUUUAGGCCUGAGUGCAUUGAAACUGUCUUAUGAAACCCACCCAGACCUGCGGCCUCUGAUUCGUUCAGUAUCCUACCUCAUAAGAGGUGCGGUCUUCCGGCAUAGAUGCGCAAUUAGUCGGUCAGGCAGGUUUUCCCUAGACAUUUACCAUCUAGGUGGACUGGUAGAUAUGUACCACACUCGCCAAGCUACUGAUCGCCGUGACAAGGUUUAUGCCUUACUCGGCAUGAGCUCUGAUGACCAUAGCAUCGCAGGGUUAUCGGCCAACUAUGAGAUUUCAUGGGGGCGACUCUUCCAGCAACUCGUCAACUUCUUCUUCUCUGAACGGGUGUCUGUAGACACUUGGGACGAUAAGGAGAUAGCGGUAAUCAAGGGCAAGGGCUGCGUUAUAGGCCUAGUGUCUUCAGUCAAAAGAGAUAAUGAUUGGGAAGAUAGACAGCACGUGGGCAUUACUUGGAAGAAUGCGUCUUACUAUGGAGGACCGCAUUCUCGCUGGACCUUUCAGGCCUCAGCAAAAUCUAUCCGGAAAGGAGAUGCUGUUUGCCUUCUACAAGGAACCUCAUGGCCUACAAUCGCUAGGCUAUGCAAUGAUUAUUGGACCGUUAUAAUGAUUGCAGUUUCCCCUCCAGGCGAUCUACAAGCUGCAAGCAGAGAUACCAAGUCGGAACUUUUACAAUCACAAAUAACCUUCCCAUAUGAUUUCCUACUCAUCUGGAACUGGGAUAUGCAUCUAAACAAGUCACAGGAUGGAGAAGACUACGAACACUUCAUGAGCGCCCUAGUGUCGAAGUGUUCAACAACACAGCUAGAAGAUUAUCUGGAUAAAGUUACCAGGUUAUGGAACACUGGGGUGGCAUUACAAGACAUGGAGGUAUAUGGCGCAGGGGGGAAUCUCCGAAAGGCAAUGGAGAUUUUUGAGAGUGCAUUGAGAAGCAUGGAUAGCUUAGAAUUGGCUUGCCCAGGCCACGGCAGUUGGAAAAUGGGAGAUACAGAGAAGCUAGAAGGAAUGGUAGAUCUACUUACCAAGGGCAAGGACGGAUGGAGGCCGCUAUGGUUGGCGGCAGGGAACGGACACGAUGCGAUUAUUAAGCUGCUGCUCGGCACUGGUAAAGUCGACCCAGAUGCUAAAGAUGAGGAUGGACUGACGCCAUUAUCGCGAGCGGCUCAGAAUGGUUAUGAAACGAUCGUCAAGCUGCUGCUCGGCACUGGUAAAGUCGAUCCAGACGCUAAGAGUAAACGCGGAGAGACGCCGUUAUCUCGAGCGGCUCAGAACGGGCAUGAAACGAUCGUCAAGCUACUGCUUGGCACCGGU